Bactrocera neohumeralis is the source of this 2849-nucleotide messenger RNA. RefSeq names its product protein toll-like. The record is from RefSeq and is a predicted model, not a curated record. The transcript has 2 exons. NCBI's taxonomy places the organism in Eukaryota, Metazoa, Arthropoda, Insecta, Diptera, Tephritidae. Gene Ontology annotation, cellular component: membrane. Bases 65 to 2647 code for a protein of 860 amino acids. Gene Ontology annotation, molecular function: transmembrane signaling receptor activity; protein binding. Gene Ontology annotation, biological process: toll-like receptor signaling pathway; innate immune response.
ACUCGCCUACGUACUAAGUCAACUGAUCAUAAACAACAAAUUUCUGUUGGCGCACACUACGGGAAUGGAGUUAAUCAAAACUACGGUUGAACCAGUCUUCUCUUGGUCCCCCGAUUGCUAUAGCGAUGAGAAGACUACUUGUAAGUGCUAUGGCGAUGGCGAUUUUUAUUGUAGAAUUGUCGGCGGACUCAAUUUGGUUUACAUAAAAUUUUCUUUAAACUCGCUGAAACUGUUUGUAUUGUGUAAGAUAGGCACAGAAACUAAUAUCAAUUUUCUACUCGAGCGCAAAUUUGAGUCAAUUUUACUUAAAACACGUUAUUUGGAAGUGUUAGGUUGCAAGAAUUUUACACACGAUAUCAAUAUGAAUGACAAAGUGUGGGAAAUUCUAAUAACAAUGUAUGAGAAGAAUAAAGUAACACUAGUUCAUAACACUGACCUUGCUGCAAAAUCAACGAAAUAUUAUGGUCCAAUCAUGAAUGUGCUUCACUUACAAUUGAUUAUUAAAUCAAAUCGUAAUAAAAUCCGGAAAGCAGAUAUUAUAAGAAUACCACAUUCUAAGCAGAAUCUGCUGGAAACACUUACGCUUAGCGUACAAGGCCUAAGAAACCAGUAUUUAUCGCUGCAAAACUUGACGCAAACAUUCUUUAAAAACUUCCUUGCGCUCAGACAGCUUAACUUAGCCGGAAAUAAUAUGAGAAUGUUGGAACCCAACAUCUUUGUAGCGCUAACGCAAUUGAAUUGUCUCAAUUUGAGCGGUAAUGAAAUCCGUGAAUUGCCCAAAAGUCUGUUUGCGUAUCAGCCUCAACUUCUCAUACUGGAUCUGAGUCACAAUUCAUUGACAUAUUUAACGCCACACCUUUUCGAUCACACUCCUUGGCUAUGGCAGUUGAAACUUGGUGGCAAUCAACUGCACGACACUACAAAUCUUAUGGAAAAUCUGAAACCGCUGCGUUAUUUACAUAGGCUAGACGUGAGCCAGAAUCAACUGCAAACUUUUUGGAGCACCGAGACUUCCGUCAAUAGAACGCCAAGUUUACUAACAAAUUUUCGAUACAGCAUGAAUUUGGCUUUAGCUGACGGUCUUAAUUAUAUUAUCAAGUUGCAACCAGAAAAUUACGAAGGUGGCAAGAUUAACUCAACUGUAAUCAAUUUAAGUGGCAAUCGCUUGCACGAAUUCACUUUAGAUUGGCUUGUAGCAACGAACAUUACAUGCCCUUUUGAAAUAAACCUAGAGCACAAUCUGAUUGAAAACAUCUUUGCUUUACAAAAUUUCUUCAGUAUGACUGAGGAUUGUGCUCCCGAAAUCAAAAUGACUGGUAAUCCGAUCGUGUGCGAUUGUAAAUUUGCUUGGAUUUACAGUGAAAACUAUCGUUCGCUGUUCAAUGGUUUACAGUGCGUUCAGUCGUCAACCAAACUAGUAAAAGAUCUUGCGCAGCUGGAACGUAAAGAACUGUGUGCUUGGGAAGCAGUAAUGUGCCCCAGAGAAUGUAAUUGUUACACACAAUUUGAGUUCCUGCACAUCAAUUGCAAGGGUGCGCAACGUAUCGAACAGCUCCCACGUCCCGAGCAAGUUGGGCUCAAGAGUUCAGUACUCGAUAUUAGCAAUAACAAUUUAAUUGUAUUGCCGCUAAACACCACCUUCGGCUAUGGUAACGUUUCGCAACUCAACGCGUCGUACAAUAAAAUCACGAGCAUAAAUAUCAGUCAACUGCCAACCAAUUUGACGGUUUUGGAUCUACGAAAUAAUCGUUUAAGUUCUUUAAAUGAUGAAUUUUUGCGUGCAUACCUCAAUGACAGCACAAAACUACAAUUUCUCUAUCUAAGUGAAAAUCCUUGGAUUUGCAACUGUUCCACGCUGCAACUGCUGUACACCAUACGUACCCAUCGGACACGCAUACCCGACGCCGACCAGUUACUCUGCGUUAAUCAGCCGAACGAUACACUCCUAAUAGCAAAUGUGAGAGAAUUGUGUUCAACUCCUGUGAAUGUAGAAUAUUAUCAGUACUUGAUUAGUGUAGGGUUAACCAUUAUUAUUUUUCUUUCCAUUAUCGCACUCUUCUAUAAAUAUAAAUUAGAAGUGAAAGUCUGGUUAUAUAGCCACAACAUAUUGAGAUUUUGCAUUCGCGAAUGUGAGCUGGAUAAGCAUAAAACAUUCGAUGCGUUUAUUUCAUAUGCACACCAGGAUGCAGACUUCGUCAACCAUACAUUACUGCCGCAACUCGAACAGUGCGAACCACCAUUUAGUGUAUGCACGCACGAACGCAAUUGGCUGGCUGGCGCUUAUAUACCAGAACAAAUCAUCGAAUCGGUGGAACAGUCGCGUCGGACGAUCAUUGUGCUCUCGCAGCACUUCAUCGAGUCGGAUUGGGCGCGCAUGGAGUUUCGCACAGCACAUCAGUGCUCGUUGAACGAGGGUCGUACGCGCAUAAUAAUGAUUAAAUAUGGUGAAAUCUCGAAUAGUGAGUUAUUGGAUAGAGAGCUAAAGGCAUAUUUGGAUAUGAAUACAUAUCUGGAUUGGCAAGACGUCAGAUUUUGGGACAAAUUACGCUACGCCAUGCCACAUAAAGCGGGUAGAGAGAGGAAUUCCGAUAUGCUUAAAAUUAACGAAGAAAUUGAGAUGAAUCGUUUGCGUGACGAAAUUGUUUAAACUUGUCACAGUUUGUUUGUGGUAAAGCAAUUGGUUGCAGGAUGUUACUUAGUGAAAUCUUCAGAUUCUUCUGUGACACAAAGAGUUAUUCAAAAUGUUGCUACUAAGAGAAAGAUGGAGAUAAUCUUGGCCAACGCUUACCAAGCAGUGGUGAUCGCACAAACUCUUCAAUCCCAUUUUAUUAUAUUUCAAGUAACUAUUU